Molecule: messenger RNA, 2253 nt
Organism: Cucurbita maxima (winter squash)
Lineage: Eukaryota; Viridiplantae; Streptophyta; Magnoliopsida; Cucurbitales; Cucurbitaceae
Product: T-complex protein 1 subunit zeta 1-like
Exons: 15
Coding region: 279-1886 (535 amino acids)
Biological process (GO): protein folding
Cellular component (GO): chaperonin-containing T-complex
Molecular function (GO): ATP binding; ATP-dependent protein folding chaperone; ATP hydrolysis activity
Source: RefSeq, a predicted model, not a curated record
CGCACCUCGCAACCCUCCGCCGUUCACAGGUCUGUACGGAGAACCGAACCGAUUGGUUUUGAGCAUUAUUGGACAUUGGUUCGGUUAUUUAUUUGGCCAAAAACGGAGGAAACCGAACCGGUUGCAACUUCGAGUCAUUUUUGGGCUACGCAUUCAAUGUAGCAGCACAUAAACCCUGCCGUAGUUCCGCCAUAGCUUUCCCUCCUAAACCAUUUCCAUUUUUACUCUGUUAUUUGCUUCUGGUCCUUCACUGAGCUCGAUUCGCAGGUAAACGAAAAAUGUCGCUGAGAGUACUCAAUCCAAAUGCAGAAGUUCUCAACAAAUCCGCCGCUCUGCACAUGAAUAUCAAUGCCGCGAAGGGCUUGCAAGAUGUCCUCAAGAGCAAUCUCGGUCCUAAAGGAACAAUCAAAAUGCUUGUGGGUGGUGCUGGAGAUAUUAAGCUCACCAAAGACGGCAACACUUUGCUUAAAGAAAUGCAAAUUCAAAAUCCCACAGCAAUCAUGAUAGCACGAACAGCUGUUGCUCAGGACGACAGCAGUGGAGAUGGUACUACUUCUACCGUGAUUUUUAUAGGCGAACUUAUGAAACAGUCAGAGCGUUACAUUGAUGAAGGCAUGCAUCCACGUGUCCUGGUUGAUGGUUUUGAGAUUGCCAAAAGAGCAACUCUUCAAUUCCUUGAACAAUUUAAGACUAAUGUUGUGGUUGGUGAGGAGCCGGACAAAGAGAUCCUUAAAAUGGUGGCAAGAACGACACUAAGAACAAAGUUGUAUGAAGCAUUGGCAGAUCAAUUGACUGAUAUAGUAGUUAAUGCAGUGCUCUGUAUUCGUAAACCAGAAGAAGCCAUUGACUUGUUCAUGGUGGAAAUCAUGCACAUGCGUCAUAAGUUUGAUGCUGACACUCGCUUGGUUGAAGGUCUUGUCCUUGAUCACGGCUCUAGACAUCCUGAUAUGAAACGGAGGGCUGAGAAUUGUUUUAUUUUAACCAGCAACGUUUCUCUGGAAUAUGACAAAAGUGAAAUAAAUGCUGGAUUUUUCUACUCUAAUGCGGAACAGAGGGAAGCCAUGGUUGCUGCUGAAAGGCGUCAGGUUGAUGAAAGAGUUAAGAAAAUCAUUGAAUUGAAAAACAAGGUUUGUGCAGGUAAUGACAACAACUUUGUUAUCAUAAAUCAAAAAGGAAUUGAUCCCCCAUCUUUGGAUAUGCUCGCAAGGGAAGGGAUAAUUGCCCUUCGUAGAGCCAAGAGAAGAAACAUGGAAAGGUUGGUUUUGGCCUGUGGAGGAGAGGCUAUAAAUUCUGUUGAAAAUCUUGCUCCUGAUUGCCUUGGAUGGGCUGGACUGGUUUAUGAACAUGUUCUUGGGGAAGAGAAAUAUACAUUUGUGGAAAAUGUGAAGAAUCCCCAUUCGUGUACAAUCUUGAUCAAGGGACCUAAUGAUCACACGAUCGCUCAAAUUAAGGAUGCUGUCCGUGAUGGUCUUAGAUCUGUUAAAAACACCAUCGAGGAUGAAUCCGUUGUCAUGGGUGCCGGAUCCUUUGAGGUUGCUGCCAGACAACAUUUGAUAAACGAAGUGAAGAAAACAGUAAAAGGACGCGCUCAACUUGGCGUCGAAGCUUUUGCCAAUGCCCUUCUUGUGAUUCCCAAGACACUUGCUGAGAACUCUGGGCUUGACACUCAGGAUGUGCUCAUUGCUCUUAAGGGAGCGCAUGACCGGGGCAAUAUUGUCGGGCUAAACCAGCAUACAGGAGAACCAAUCGACCCCCAAAUGGAGGGUAUCUUUGAUAACUACACAGUGAAGCGCCAACUUAUCAAUUCUGGGCCUGUAAUUGCGUCGCAGUUGCUCUUGGUGGACGAGGUAAUUCGUGCUGGGCGCAAUAUGCGCAAACCUACUUAGGUAGGUUUGACAUGUAAUUAGCCUUGAUGAUCUGCUAGAUUGAGUGUUGAGCUACCUUCUUGGAGGUAUUUAUUAACUAUUAUUAGGCCGGCAGUGAUAUUUGGUUCACAUGGUGGUUUGUGUGAAGUACAGCGGUGGGUUUUGUGCUUGAAUACAGGUGAUUGAGCGAAGCAGCUUUACCGAGUGAAAUUAGUCAGUUCUUGAAAGUGAAGCCGCACUCGCCUUUCGAUUCCUAUUCGAAACUUCUCUCUCGAAGAAAGCUCUGUUACGCGUACCUUUUGGUAAAUUUUUUUUGCAUUUUAAUACUUUCUUCCUAAACGUCUAUUUCAAAUUUCGAUCUUAUUUUAAAGCUUGAAGUUUCUUCCCA